Plasmodium knowlesi strain H is the source of this 741-nucleotide messenger RNA. RefSeq names its product conserved Plasmodium protein, unknown function. NCBI's taxonomy places the organism in Eukaryota, Apicomplexa, Aconoidasida, Haemosporida, Plasmodiidae. The transcript is spliced from 4 exons. The record is from RefSeq and is a predicted model, not a curated record. The coding region runs from base 1 to 741 and encodes 246 amino acids. Gene Ontology annotation, molecular function: protein binding.
AUGGUUACCAAGCUGAUAAAGUUCAUUGUGCUGAGGCCCAGGGGGAUUCCCGAAAAUUUGGAACUGGAAGUGAAUUGCAGCGAGGUCAUAAAAAAUGUGAAGGAGAAAUUAUUUUUGGAAGAUCUAAAGAAGGAGUUAAACGUUCGGUUCAUAUACAUGGGAAAAAUGCUUGAUGACAAAAAAAGGUUGGAGGAUUAUUUAAGUUAUUAUUACAAGGACUUGACAUUUAAUGGCAAGCACAAUUCAUCUGGACAUGAAAGUAGGAAGGAUGGUCCUGGAGGUGCGAGUGGGAUGAGCAGAGAUACGAAUGUGAAAAAUGGCGUCAACUCUUCCAAGGACAACUUCCAUAACAUUCCUAUUACAAUUCACGUGAAGAUAACGGAAAAGUCAACCUCCUCCGGGAGUGAUCACCUGGACGGAAAGAACAUGAACACGACGUUGGCGCAACUCAGCCUGAUCAUGUUCGUCUCUCUUCUCUGGAUGUAUCGAUACAACUACGCCGAAGCAUUCCCCCUUUUCUCCUCCAUCGUACUCUGCAUUUUUACGGUUAUGAUUGUGAGUCUUCUUUUCUAUACUUAUAUAAUAAUGUUUUUUCAAAUUCUGCUUAAGGUAAUGGUGAUAACGUACAACUUGGUAAAGCAGAGCACGGUGCGCGUAUUGAUCUUCAUCAAUGAGAGGAAGGCCAAACUGUUUGUAAGGAGAGAAACGAUGGGAGGAGGUGCGGCUGUUAAAGAGAAUUAA